AAACGAAGAAGACGGUGUUCUGCGUGAGAAGCAGGGUUGUGAUGCGGACUUCAGGCGCUGGGACGCGGCCGAAACCGUCUACUCCUAUCUGCGCAGAAGAAGGACUCGAUCAGUGGGAGCAGAUGUUCAGAGAACAUGGCAUAACAGGGCCAGGCCUUCCGUUCCUCACCGAAGCGCAUUUGGAGAAGAUGGGUGUUUUCCCACUGGGAUCACGCCUGCAAAUUCUCCACUGCCUUCAGAAACUCUGGCAGAUCUCCAGUGAGUCCAUGAAGGUCUUCAAUGACCCCAUCCACGGCCACAUUGAGCUGCAUCCUCUGCUGGUGCGGUUCAUAGACACGCCUCAGUUUCAGAGGCUGCGGCACAUCAAGCAGCUGGGAGGGACUUACCUGGUGUUCCCCGGGGCUUCUCACAACCGCUUCGAGCACUCCAUCGGGGUGGGAUAUCUGGCCGGAUGUCUAGUCCAGGCUCUCAAUGAAAGACAGCCAGAGCUCCUCAUAACAAAGCAAGAUUUUCUGUGUGUGCAGAUUGCUGGCCUGUGUCAUGACUUGGGUCAUGGCCCCUUUUCUCAUAUGUUUGAUGGCAUGUUCAUCCCUAAAGUUCGACCUGGUGAGAAAUGGAAGCACGAGAUGGCCUCGGUUCAGAUGUUUGACCACCUGGUGAGGGUCAACGGUCUGGAGGAGGUCAUGGUACGCCAUGGGUUGACUCUUCCCGAUGACCUGAUAUUCAUUAAGGAGCAGAUCGCCGGGCCGCUGGAUAACUCGGUCUUAAACAGUUCGUGGCCAUAUAAGGGCAGGCCGAUGGAGAAAUCGUUCCUGUACGAGAUAGUAGCAAACAAAAGAAACGGCAUUGAUGUGGAUAAGUGGGAUUAUUUUGCACGUGAUUGCUAUCAUCUCGGCAUUCAGAACAACUUCGACUACCAGCGCUUCCUCAAAUUUGCACGAGUGUGUGAAGUGAGAGGAAAGAAGCACAUCUGCACCAGAGACAAGGAAGUUGGCAAUCUCUAUGACAUGUUCCACACUCGUAACUGCCUCCAUCGCCGGGCGUAUCAGCACAAAGUGGGCAACAUCAUCGAGACCAUGAUAACGGAGGCUUUUAUAAAGGCUGAUCCUCAUAUUCAGAUCCAGGGCUCUUCUGGGAGGAUCUUCACCAUCUCUUCAGCUAUAGACGACAUGGAGGCCUACACCAAACUCACAGAUCACAUAUUUGAGCUGAUUCUGUACUCGUCUGCGCCGGAGCUGUCUGAGGCACGAGCCAUCCUGCACAACAUCGUCUGCAGACGGCUGUACAAGUGUGUGGGUCAGACCACAGCCGAGACGCACGUGGACGCCUCACAGGAGAAGCUGCUUGCCUGGGCAAAGGAAGUCGCCAGUUCAAAGCCCAGUGGCACAGACGCCAACCUGACCGCAGAGGACUUUGUAGUUAGUGUACGUUUGCUGUUUUGUUUUAACCGCUACAAGCUGUCAGAUCCCAUCACACCCCACACACUAUAGUAGUCAGAGGUGCUUCUGCAUACAGACGUUACAUGAAAAACUGACACUUCCCCUGUUGUGAAGGCAAGCAGACAUUUUUGAAUACUGAUUUUAAUUUUAAAUGUACGUGAUUAAAUGGGUCAUGAAAUGGACUUCUGGAAUGACAGGAUGUGAAAUCGCCAUUCAUCAGUUAACAUGAGCUUACAAAACUGUGUAAUUAAAGGAUCAGCCAAGUGGUGUUUAAAGG
Molecule: messenger RNA, 1716 nt
Organism: Cyprinus carpio (common carp)
Lineage: Eukaryota; Metazoa; Chordata; Actinopteri; Cypriniformes; Cyprinidae
Product: deoxynucleoside triphosphate triphosphohydrolase SAMHD1-like
Exons: 13
Coding region: 42-1490 (482 amino acids)
Biological process (GO): dGTP catabolic process; regulation of innate immune response; defense response to virus
Cellular component (GO): nucleus
Molecular function (GO): protein binding; dGTPase activity
Source: RefSeq, a predicted model, not a curated record